CAACAAUCACUGGUUGACCGCAUCUCAUGAUCACCGCAUCUGAUCCCUGCUCUUUGAUCCCCCGCUUGACGUGUGAUAAUCGGUGCCGAAGACAAUGUCGGGUAACUUGAAGUCAGUCAUUGGCAACGUUAAAGAGUUGGUCAUCAAAAUCAAGACCAAACGUGACUUCAUUUUGCGUGAAUUGGACGGAAGACAAUGCGUGGACACCCGACUCAUGGAACUGUUGCUCAACUCGUUUGUGGACCAAAUACUGGACGGACAGGAUGUGAAGCCCGAGGCGGACAUUGUGGCCAAUAUCAGGAACUAUAGGCAGUGCUCGCAUCCCAACGCCGGCUCAGCCGCCGAUCCGGAGCUCAACAAACAGAUCAAACUCUUGGAGACCAAACUGGAGAUCGAGAAGAGCGACAAUCAGUCACUGCAUAGACGUCUUCAGACGUUUGGGGCGAAAGAAACUGAUUAUAAGAAACUAAUUAAAACGCUUACCGAUCGGAUCGAGAAAUAUAAAGCGAAUGAAACCAAACUCAACACUCGUAUUAAUGAGUUGAGCAGUAGAUCCGAUGCCGACACGAGUGACCAAUCGAUUGGCGAACGUCUCAGAAAUGAUUCAGACUCAGACUCAGACCAAGAGGAUCAGUUGAUUAAGAUGUGUUUGAGCUCAAAGCCGUUUAUCAAAAUGGGCGCCAAAAUCAAUCCGACUCUCAUUGAGUUGGAUAACGAAGAGACCAUUGAAUUGGAUAACGAAAAUACGGAUAUUGAAGACCAGGACAACAAUACGUCCAACGAGUCAGUUGUGGUCACUGAGAGGCCCACGCCGUCGGAACAGACGAACGGAAAUCAUCGGGCAAUGCGUGCGGUCGACAACAGUCCCAAAGGAAAGGGUCCCAAAUACUCGGUCCGACACACGGAGAGGGGUUGCGUGUGCUAUGAGUGCAACACUACUGGCUGUGACUUUAUGACCCUAUCGUUGAAACACGUGCGCUAUCACUGUCGCAACGAGUGCGCCGGCCUUCACUCGCCGGUGUGUCACAUGUGUAACCUGUCGUUCGCCUCCCAGUCGGAGCUCGACCUACACCUGUCCACAGACCAUAUCGUUAACUCUCAUCUCUCGCCGCCCAGAGUCAAGACAUCGCCGCCCGACGUGCGCACCGCCACUCACGGGUCACGCACUCGUGUGAUGUCCGACCGUUGCGAACGACAGUUGCGUCGGAAUCGCAAACAAACCCAACUCUUCGCCCCUGUGUUCCCACCGAAGAGAGUGAAACGCGAGAUCUUCUGA
Molecule: messenger RNA, 1276 nt
Organism: Medioppia subpectinata
Lineage: Eukaryota; Metazoa; Arthropoda; Arachnida; Sarcoptiformes; Oppiidae
Source: the annotation of a GenBank genome assembly